ACUUUCAUUUCAGUUUCAGGCGACUGUUGAGGAGGAGAGAGCAGUGCAGGUGUUCCGGAAAAGCUGUCCAGGUUCUGCGGCGAAGAUUAUUUUAUUUUUGUCAGAUUUUUAUUCGACUGUUUGUUCGGAAAGAUGAAGGUGCUGCUUUCUUUCGUCGUGCUCGCUGUUUUCAGCGCAAGUGCCUUUGCUAAGGAGUCUUCACCAAAGAUCCAGGUUUACAGCCGUAACCCUGGUGAGUAUGGCAAAGAGAACACACUGAUCUGCCACGUGAGUGACUUCCACCCCCCAGACAUUGAAAUCAAACUGCUGAAGAAUGGUGUGGAGAUUCCAAACGCCAAGCAGACUGACCUGGCCUUUGAGCAGGGCUGGAAGUUUCAUCUGACUAAGAGCGUCGCCUUCACACCCACCAGCGGUGACACAUUCUCCUGCAAGGUCAGACACCUGAGCAGUGAGAAGACCUUCACCUGGGAGCCAGACAUGUAAAUCUCCUGGGCUUCAUUCCAUCUGGCCGCUCUUUAUUUCCACACUUGCAGUAAUGAUACCACUUUCUGACCAUCAAUUCACCUCUCAUUAGUAAAUUGAACUUCAUUGUAUAUCUGACAUAGGGCUGGGCGAUACAAUAAAAAUGUCUUUGUGAUAUUUGAAAAACACCUUCCAGGUAUACAAUAUAGAACAAGGCGUUUAGUUUCACUUGUUGGGUUUUGCUAACAAAAAACCCAAAAUAUUGCUACUAUUAAUGAAAAAGCAUGAAUUAUUUGAUUCAGCAUUCACUAAAGAUUCAGAUAUUUAAGAAGGUAAUCGGUGGAAACAUUUAAAAAAUUAGUUAUGUGUUACAAUGAGCCACAGUGGCAUUAUAAAAGCAGAAAAACUCAGAAAACAACAACAACAAAAAAUAUAGUCCUAUCGCCCAGCCCUGUGUGUCAUCUACGCUUUAGUUAAUCAAGCAAUAUCUCUACAGUUUAAAAUGUAAAAACUAGAACUUUAUGCGGUUUGGAUAACUAAAUUCCUAAUGUGGGGAAUGUGUUUUUUUUUUUUUUUUAAAGCUUCAUAAUUUUUGUCUAUCUUCUUUUAUUUCUGAUUCAUCAUGGUGUGUAAAGUUUGAUAAAUAACUUUUGUUAUGCUCCUUUAAAAUGUUUUAAAUAAUUGACAUAAGACUUCUAAAUAUUGGUUUUCUUGAGGUUUUCAAUCACUGUUAAUUGUAAUGUAAAAAGAAGUAAUAAAAUUCUGUCCCCCUCCCCAA
Pangasianodon hypophthalmus (striped catfish) is the source of this 1240-nucleotide messenger RNA. It is a transcript of the gene b2ml, whose product is annotated as beta-2-microglobulin, like. Gene Ontology annotation, biological process: positive regulation of T cell activation; peptide antigen assembly with MHC class II protein complex; antigen processing and presentation of exogenous peptide antigen via MHC class II. The transcript is spliced from 4 exons. Lineage: Eukaryota; Metazoa; Chordata; Actinopteri; Siluriformes; Pangasiidae. Gene Ontology annotation, cellular component: MHC class II protein complex. Bases 133 to 483 code for a protein of 116 amino acids. Gene Ontology annotation, molecular function: MHC class II protein complex binding. The record is from RefSeq and is a predicted model, not a curated record.